This is a messenger RNA of Colletotrichum siamense, 1068 nucleotides long. Its product is annotated as putative transporter. The transcript has 3 exons. The record is from RefSeq and is a predicted model, not a curated record. Gene Ontology annotation, biological process: transmembrane transport. Lineage: Eukaryota; Fungi; Ascomycota; Sordariomycetes; Glomerellales; Glomerellaceae. Gene Ontology annotation, molecular function: transmembrane transporter activity. Gene Ontology annotation, cellular component: membrane. The coding region runs from base 1 to 1068 and encodes 355 amino acids.
AUGGCCCCUAUCGAACUCAAGGAAGAUACGCCUGCUUGCGAUCAUGUUGAGAAAGGCGAAAGCCUUGGGCCAGUAGCCAGCAAUAUUGGCCAUACUGGCACAGGGAAAAAAGCCAGUCCAGCAGAGAUCAAGCUUGUGAGGCGCCUAGAUUGGACCAUUCUCCCUGUGCUUUGGGUCAUGUAUUGGUUCAACUACCUCGACCGGAAUGCUAUCACUGUCGCUAGGUUAGACGGAAUGGAAGAAGAGCUCAACAUGACGUCGACGGAGUACCAGACCUGUGUCUCCAUUCUUUUCGUGGGGUACAUCUUAGGGCAGAUUCCAAGCAAUAUGCUCAUAACAAGGGUCCGUCCUUCCUGGUUUAUGGGAGGAGCGAUGGCUCUAUGGGCCAUCGUUAGCACCCUCACAGCAGUGACCAAGGACUACAAGGGUCUUCUUCUCACACGCUUCUUCUUGGGGAUUACGGAAGCCCCCUUCUACCCAGGAGCUUUGUACAUCCUCGCCAUGUUCUACGAUCGACAGGAAAUCGCCACUCGAAUUUCUAUUUUGUUUAGUGCUAAUAUUUGCGGCACGGCUUUUGCGGGUCUCAUCGCCAUUGGAGUCUUCCAAAUGGAACAACUAGCCGGCCUGUCUGGCUGGAGAUGGUUAUUUAUCAUCCAAGGAGUCAUUACAUUCGUCAUUUCUAUUGCCUCCAUAUUCAUUCUACCGAACGAGCCCCUUAACACGCGAUGGUUGUCUGAAGAUGACCAAAGACUUGCGCAUGCCCGGGUAGCGAGAGACACCGUCGAACUUGAAGAUAACACGAGCACUUGGGUCGGCCUGCUCCAAGCGACACGCGACCCGCGUCUUUGGGUUCUUGUCUGUUGUCAACACUGCCACAUGGCUGCAAGCAACUUCAAAAACUUCUUCCCCACGAUAGUUGAAACUCUGGGCUUCGAUAGGAACGUCACUCUCGCUCUUACUUGUCCACCUUAUCUAAUCUCUGGUGUUAUAUCUGUGAUUUGGGCUGCUAGUUCUGGUGAGCUUCUUGCGUACUCUUUCUUCGGUUUUAUUUGGUUAACAAUGAAUUAA